Messenger RNA from Daldinia vernicosa, 1127 nucleotides. RefSeq lists its product as uncharacterized. The record is from RefSeq and is a predicted model, not a curated record. Lineage: Eukaryota; Fungi; Ascomycota; Sordariomycetes; Xylariales; Hypoxylaceae. The transcript is spliced from 2 exons. The coding region runs from base 72 to 1127 and encodes 351 amino acids.
CGCUACAUACGUAGUUCGUUACUCGUAAUAUAUUUCCCCUUAAUCCAAGUUACAUUAGGUAGGUAGUCAGGAUGUUGACCAUCCGCUCGUUAUCGCUACUACUCGCCCUAGGGGCCCUCUCCCUCGUCGACGCGGCACCGCAGAACAGGGGCGGUAGGAAUAGGAAUAGCCAGGGGGCAACUAGAAGUGGAGGACAACAACAGAAACAAGCUACGGCUUUUCAGCAGGCGCAGCAGAUACCGCAAGGCGUCUCGACGGCGACGGAUGGAAGCACCAUCUUGGAUAUGACGGCUAACGUAAACGGCCUCCCCCUCCGCUUCAAAGUCUCUGCACCCGCCGACCAAUUCACAGCCGACUCCGGCGUCGACGGCGGCGCCCAGACGGCCGGUGCAGCCGGCGACCUAGGCCUAAACGUCCUGCUACACGGCGACGGCGGGCAAUCGUUUUUCGACUUCCCCAACCAAGCCGUGCAGGACGGCCUCGCGGGAGUCGCCGUCCUAGCGCCGGACCCGAACCUCUUCUGGGGCGGCGGUUCCGGCCUCGACCGCACCGACGGCGUGGCUCACGCCCAGGCCGUCGCGGACCUAGUCGCGGAUAUCAUGCCGCAGGUCCUAGCGUUCAACUCCAGCCGCGUGAGUUUCACGGGGGUAUCCGGCGGCUCGUUGCUGCUAAGCGGGUUCUUGAUGCCGGGGCACAUGUCGCAGUUCGCCGGCGGCGGAAAGGAGUCCCAGGUGCUCCUUAACUGCGGGGGCUUAGAACCGCAAGUCGCCGUCGCGGACGCGGAUGCCGCCGCGCUGGCAGCGACGCGAGUGCAUUUCCAGAGCACGCAGCAAGAACUAGCGCUUCUGCAGCCCGCGAUCCCCGCAGCGAUCAAAGCCUACGAGCAGAUCGCCACGUCGCAAGGACUGGACGCAGCAGCCGUCGGGGCCCUGCAGACGGUGGAUAACUCGCCGAACGGGGGACACUGCGAGUUUGACGAGCAGGACUUCGUGAGCGGCGUGCAGCUUAUGGCCGAUUCGUUCUCGGCUGUGGUGCAGGGCGGCGAUGGAACGCUGGCGGGAACUAAUGUUAAUGUGCUGAACCCGGUUGUUGGGAACGAGGAGUUGGCCUUUUCGGGGGCUUCGUAA